GAAGACCCCUGCCUCGUGCGUGCCAAACAUAGAGUCCCUUUCUGAUAUAAGCAGUGGGGCACAGCUUUGGAGCUGGGAAAAGGUACUUUCAAGGAAGUGGCUGUUCUUGAAUGUUUUUAGUUCUUGCUCUCAUAUGCGUAAAGCCCUUUACUAGACAUUGUUCUACUUAGCAAAGAAAAAGUAAAAAUGGCUCCAGUGCCAUCAACCAAGUGACGCCUUCUCUAGCAGAAAGGACAAUGACAGUUGCUAAAAUCUUCUAUAUGUAAGCAAACUAACAACCCCAGGAGGGUUGAACGGAAGAUUGGGAUUUCCAAUUAAUCCAACAUAAAGAAAUACACAGGCCAAGAAAGAACAGAGACUGUCAUCAUAACAGAAUUAGAAAGGGACACAUUACCAGAACUGGAAAUACUUUUUUUGAUGACCAUUUCGCCAAGGAGGACACAGCCCUCUGGCCCCAUGUGACCACAACUGUGAAGGAUUGACUGACUCCUCCAGCUGGCCAUCCAGGCUCCCACCAUGGGACCUGCAGGGAGUGCGCUGAGCAGUGGGCACAUGCAGAUGCAAAUAGUUCUAUGGGGAAGUCUGGCUGCUGUUGCUAUGUUCUCCCUCAUCACCUUCCUCAUCUUUUUGUGCUCCAGUUGUGAUAGAGAGAAGAAGCCAAGACAACACAGUGGAGACCAUGAGAACCUGAUGAAUGUGCCUUCAGACAAGGAGAUGUUCAGCCAUUCAGCGACCAGCCUGACAACAGAUGCACUGGCUAGCAGUGAACAAAACGGGGCACUCACCAACGGUGACAUUCUUUCAGAAGACAGCACCUUGACCUGCAUGCAACAUUAUGAGGAAGUCCAGACCUCGGCUUCAGAUCUGCUGGACUCCCAGGACAGCAUAGGGAAGUCCAAGUGUCAUCAGAGCCGGGAACUGCCCAGGAUACCCCCUGAGAGCACGGUAGACACAGUGCUUACUUCCAGGGGUGUGGAUGGGGACCCAGGACCAGGUGUGGAGGGGCCAUAUGAGGUGCUCAAGGACAGCUCCUCCCAGGAGAACAUGGUGGAGGACUGCCUAUAUGAAACAGUGAAGGAAAUCAAGGAGGUAGCAGACAAAGGCCAGAGUGGCAAGUCCAAGUCUAUUUCUGCCCUGAAAGAGCUUCCAGGGCCCCAAACAGAGGGCAAGACAGAGUUUGCUGAAUAUGCCUCUGUGGACAGAAACAAAAAGUGCCGCCAGAGCCUGAAUGCAGAGAGCAUUCUGGGAACUUCCUGCGAUCUCGAAGAAGAAGCCCCACCACCUGUACCAGUUAAACUUCUGGAUGAAAAUGCAAACCUUCCAGAGAAGGGAGAGAAAGAGGCAGAAGAGCAAGUCAUAGAGGGGACCAGUGGGCACAGCAAGAGAUUUAGUUCAUUGUCAUACAAGUCUCGGGAAGAAGACCCAACUCUUACAGAAGAAGAGAUCUCAGCAAUGUAUUCCUCAGUGAAUAAGCCUGGACAAUCAGCACAUAAAUCAGGACAGCUGCUGAAAGGGCCAGAAUCCACCUGCAGCUCCAUGCAGGGCACCCCUCACAGGUCGCCCUCUUCCUGUAAUGAUCUCUAUGCCACCGUGAAAGACUUCGAGAAAACUCCCAACAGCAUCAGCACACUUCCCCCAGCAAGGAGACCCAGCUCGGAGCCAGAGCCAGACUAUGAAGCCAUACAGACGCUAAACAGAGAUGAAGAAAAGCUUCCCCUGGAGACCAAUGGCCACCUCUUCCCUAAGGAGAAUGACUAUGAGAGCAUAGGGGACUUGCAGCAGUGCAGGGACGUCACCAGACUCUAGCAACCCAGAAUGCGGCCCCAGAGAACCUGUGAACAGCAUCUGGGGACAGUUUCUGUGGAGGAUAAGAAGCAACAUCAACCUCUACUCCCUACGCUGCUGUAGUGCUCUGAAGUCAAGUACAGGCACAUGACUGUUUUCCCAGUUUCUGAAACAGUAAGGUACAGACCUACUGCCCCAAAGUUGCUCCUGCCUGCUCCAGGGACAGCCACAUCCCCAACUCCCUGGUGCUUAUAAGAAACUCCCUGGAACACCUGAUCCUCUGCAAAAUACUCCAUAGUGGAAUUCAUCCCACAGCAGAAGGAGGCUGUGAGGGAGAGCUCUACUCAGCCAGGGCUACAAUUCCAUCUGUCUGGAGUACUGUCAUGUGGAGGAGCCAAGUUUUUCUUCCUUGCUUCCCUUUUCUCUGUCUGCUACUAGUGCUAAAAUACCCAGCAUUCACCCCCUUGAGAUUCCAUCAUGUCUAUGGUACAUUCCAAGGAAGUUCUUCCACAGGGCUUGGCACUAGUCUUCAACAUGGGUGUUAGGAUGAUGAGAAACCGGCUGCUGGGUCUCCUUUGCCCAUCCUCUUCCAGAGCUGUUGUGUUGACCCCUGUGAAUCUGGACAGUUCAGGCCUCUAGAUUUGGGCAGGGCGUCCUGGAGUCUCUUGGGUCUCUGUUCCUUCUUGUUUUGGCUCUGUAGCCUUUUCUGAAGGUACUUGAGGUUGGAUUCAAUGUUUUUUUUUAAAUUUUUCUAGUCCAGACCUUUCCCCACAGUGUUCGAAAACUUGUGAAAGCCUUUUCAGUAUUUCCAGUAAAUAUUGUGGUACUGCUAUAUUUGUUUAAACCUAGAGCUCAUUCUUUCCAAACAGAGAGCCUUAAUUUUUAUGUUGGAACCCAGACCAUGUGUGUGGACAGCAGCGAUGGUCUCUAUCCCUGAAGGGCUGUGGACAUGAAUGUCUGUUUCUGGUGAUCUCUGCUGCCCACACCCGGCUGUUUGACUUACGUGUUAUCUGCUAUCCCUAAGGUAAUCAAAGAAUGAGAUGUAAACAUUUAUUUUAUUAUAUAAAUUUAUAAGAUGCUUUACGUUUAAUGCCUAAUUUCUAGAAAAUGCCAGAAAAUAUAUAUAUAUUAACUAUUUUGAUUUUUAUGUACAGUGGUUUAUACUCUCAUUUUGAAUUGAUACAUAAAGCACAUAAGCUAGAUAAUUACAAAUAGUUGUUAUUCUUUUUUCUAACAAGUAGUAUAACAUUGAUGGUUUUUAAAGACUCAACUUUUCAAAUGGUACUUGGAGUUUCCCUGAUUUAAAUCACCUAGACCACUGGGGACAUAAAUGCAAUAGGCAUAAAUUGCAUUUCAGUGGUUCUGGUGGACAAUACUGAAAUAUUCAGAGUGAUAAAAAGAACAAAAUCUGAAUUAUGGACUUCCUAAAAGUAUCAGACUUUGAUUAAGGUUUAAUGCCAUGUCUCAAGAAAUGCUUGCCAGUGCAAACUGCCUAUUAGACUUUUUUCCUUCGUUUUACAGAAUCAGUGGCUGAAGUAGUUCAGAUUAAGAGUUCAGCCUGGUUUGAAUUUAAUCAUCUCUUUAGAUCUUCUGAGGCCAACAUUGGAAACUGUGUUCACUUUUCAUUUUAAAAGGAGCCUAACUGAAGUGUGGUCAUGAAACUCUUCCUACACUGAUAAAGACAAAGAGAGACCAUUACCACUUACUGCCCUGACAGCUGACAUUAACGACUUAAUAAUCUUGUUUUCCCUUCUGUGAUGAAGAAUGUGACUGGGAGGAUGAAGCUGAAGCGUCCUGAACACUGUGGUGAUGGCUCUGUGCUGUGUGUUUCCAUCCUGUAUUCAUGAACUGGUUUUGUCUCUGCUGUGCGUCAGGCUUGUGGAAUUGUAAAGAGAACUCUUGAGGUACACUGUGGUGGUGCUAAAGUCAGCCAUGAAGAUGCCACAUGGAUAAGCACAACCACUGCUGAUCAGAAAGGAGACAGGGUACCCCUGGAACUGUGGGAGCAGGAAAGUACAAGGCUAUUCUACAAGCUGGUGUUCAGUGCUUUGUAUUAAUGAGUUUGACUCAACCAUCUCUCAGGUCACAAGGGUCCCUUAGCACAUGGUACUAGCCAUAACACAUGGCACUCCUGGCCUCAUGUAUGCCACGGUGCCAUCCUUUAUGGCACUUCAUAGAAAGUCUUACUUAGCAGGGAAACUGGUAUGAUCUCUAAAGUACAAAACACAUUCUUUAGAGACAAGUUCAUUAUAAAUAAUCAUGUCAUCUUAAGAUCUCAUUGUCAGAAUGUCCCAGAAGUUUUCAAGUAUAUUAUGCAAUAUAGUCAUAAAAUAUGCACUGAAAGCUCUAGUUUGAGAACCAGUAGUAAGAAUAAGUUGUGAUAGAAGAUAUUUUAAGUUUUCUUUACAAGGAACUAUAAGGCCCUCAAGCAAAUAUUCUAAAAGAUAAGUAAUUGCAUGGCCUGUGAGGGUUGGAUGGAGAACAGAGUGGACUUUAGGAAAGCAGCUCUGCUCUUCUGAGCUUUGGGUACUUAAUUGUGUAUUUACUGGUAUGUCGUUGUUUGACUUAAUUAUACAGGGGUUUUUUUGGUGGGGGGUCGAAGGGUUGCAAGUUUUUAUUCUUCUACUUGGUUCAAAAUCUGUCCUCAUAUCUUUGAGUUAUAGCCUAUGACUUCUUAAGUUUUCAUCUUGAUCUCAAUGUACAGAGUUUAAAUGUGUGAGAGAUAAUCAAAACAGGUCACUAUAUACUUAAAAUUCACCACUGGCGUCCACGGUGUGGACCUAAUUGUAUGAAAUGAUACAGCACUGCAAAAAUAAAUUUUGAGAAAUUUUUGUUCUUUAAAUCAGAUUAUAUAAAUCUAUCUUAAUUAGAAGGAGGCCAUUUCUUUUUGUUUAGAUGCUUUAAAAGUUUGAAAGCAUUUUAUGCUGCUUAAGAUAUUUCUGAGAUGUGUCAUGAGAAAAAUACAACCUAUUUUAUAUAAAAUGUUGGAGAAAAUCUAAAAGAAAUUGGUUUUUAUAAAUAUGUUACCUGCAUAUUUUUUUUACUUGUCCUGCUCUAAAUUAUAUCAUUAGAUCAUUUAAAGCUUCUAAACAUGCCAAUAUUCUUUGUGGGGAAAGGGUUAAUCACUGAUUUUUCUACCCUCCAAAAUCCCACAGUAAACUCUAAUUGAAUGAUAAAUUGACAAUAGAUGGUCAACACAGAAAAUUAAAGUUUCAUCUCAGCAUGGAAGUAUGUUUCUCUUACUUGACUUUUAUCUGUGUAAUUAGAACAUUGCCUGACUUCACCAGUGAUAAGCUAUAUAUACACACAUAUAGAAUGUACAGUAUGUAUGUAUGUAUGUAUGUAUGUAUGUGUUGCUGGCUCUGACACAACUCUGGUGCUAAUUAGGCUGUGCUCUAUUACAUAUUUAGAAGAUUUAUCCUACUAUUAUGAUGAACUUUGUCAUAAAAACAGAAUUAGAAGAAACAGUUCUCCAACAGUUUCAUUUGGUAAUUAUGAGAAGUCUUCUUGAACUGCCCUUGUUUAAUUUUCUUAAUGAAUUCACUCCAAUUUUAAAUUCUAUUCCUAUUUCUCGUGAGUGAAAAGCAGAGGUGUUUGAGGAUUGUUCUGUUAUACAUGUGGCUUGCCCGGCAUUCAACCUGAGAGAAGGCAUGUAAAUGGACGUGCUUCUCAGUAAGUGUCGGGAAGAGAUGCAGCCGAAAGCAACAGGAAAGCCUUGCACCUAGAGCACAGGCAAGGCAGGCUCCUGGGCAAAAUCAGCUUCAUUUCUAGUUAUAACCCAGGGCUUUCCAACAGAAUCGGCAGGUGCUGAUAGAAUGUGGAUAGACCAAAGUCUGUCUUGUGAUGAGGCUGUGGCUGAUUCUAGAGCUUUCAGGUCAACACGGAGUCAGGAUCUUGUAUAUGAGCAAAUACCAUUGUUCUCAGUGGCCCUUGUGAUAGUGAAUAGGAAUCUGUGUGACCUUGUGGUGCCAUUCUUCUGAAAGUAUUGGUUUCUAAUACCCAGACAGCUUAGCAUUGGCUGCUUCAGGAUUUGUAGAUGCUGGGGGCCACUUCCUGGAAACCCUGACAGACAUACUGUGCUUUGUUGGUGGGAAAAUGUAAAGUGAAAUGUUUGAUGUUAGUUUGUGACUGAGGUGAACAUAGGAACAUGUGUUGAUGUUAAAUAUGGCUUUAUUUACAGUGAAACCUAAAUUCCUCAUCUUGUAGUAUUGUUCCCAAUUGUACCAUUUCUUAAAUAUUUUAUUUCAGGCAGUGGCAUUAAAUGAGCUGAACACACUCAGACUGAAAGUGCUUCUCUUUAAGAAAUCAGUCCAGCCAGGUGUGGUGGCACACACCUGUAGUCCCAGCACUUGGGAGGCAGAGGCAGGUGGAUCUCUGUGAGUUCAAGGUCA
Nannospalax galili (Upper Galilee mountains blind mole rat) is the source of this 6176-nucleotide messenger RNA. It is a transcript of the gene Pag1, whose product is annotated as phosphoprotein membrane anchor with glycosphingolipid microdomains 1. The transcript has 11 exons. The record is from RefSeq and is a predicted model, not a curated record. Bases 517 to 1806 code for a protein of 429 amino acids. Gene Ontology annotation, biological process: negative regulation of T cell activation; intracellular signal transduction. Gene Ontology annotation, cellular component: plasma membrane; membrane raft. Lineage: Eukaryota; Metazoa; Chordata; Mammalia; Rodentia; Spalacidae.